This is a messenger RNA of Syngnathus typhle (broad-nosed pipefish), 4434 nucleotides long. RefSeq names its product DEAD (Asp-Glu-Ala-Asp) box helicase 6 (gene ddx6). Gene Ontology annotation, molecular function: RNA helicase activity; ATP binding; mRNA binding. Gene Ontology annotation, cellular component: P-body; cytoplasmic stress granule. Gene Ontology annotation, biological process: cytoplasmic stress granule assembly; P-body assembly. The transcript is spliced from 14 exons. Bases 553 to 1998 code for a protein of 481 amino acids. Lineage: Eukaryota; Metazoa; Chordata; Actinopteri; Syngnathiformes; Syngnathidae. The record is from RefSeq and is a predicted model, not a curated record.
AAAUCAGCUGAUCGUGGCGGUGGGAGGCGGGCUCAAAUACGAGUGGACGCCAUCUUGCAGGCUCGGAUGAGAAGAAGCCUCAUUCGUGCUCUCGGCUACCAUUUGAGAAAGCUUAAAAAAGGAAAAACACAAAAAGACGAUUUAUUUCGCUAAUCUGAGGGUUCAUAUAAAUCCGAAGAAGACGACACAGCGGCUUGGACCUCCCCGAGAUGACCAGCCAUCUUAGCCCUUCUGGAGUUUGGAUUUCGGACAACUGAGUUUGGAUUUCAGACAACUGUUGUGAACCUCCAACCUCACCCAAACUGAACUGCUCAAGCGGCCACUUAUUCCAAGAGUAAUCUGUUGAAAAACACUGAAAAGAAGUUAUCGCUUCAUGUCCCAGAAACGGCAAUAUAGUGUAGCUAGUGGCAGGGAUAAAUAUUUGGACGCAUUGUACAGUAAACACAGCCCCGAGUGGGUAGGACUACUUUCAUUUGUGAGUGUUUCCAGCUGAGUGGAUUCACUCCUCACUUGUGGUUCAUCUUUAUUGGACUGAAAAGCUAAAGAGGAAACAUGAGCACUGCCAGGACAGAGAACCCGGUUAUCUUGGGCUUGUCGAAUCAGAACGGGCAGCUCCGAGGCUCGGUGAGGCCGGCCGGAGCGCCGGGUGGAGGCGGAGGAGGCCCCCACCAGCCACUCAACCAGAUGAAAGGCACAAUCAACAAUGGCAAUGCCCAGACAGCCCCCACGACUAACGCUGUCAUCAAGCCUGGAGAUGACUGGAAGAAAAAUUUAAAGUUACCCCCAAAGGACAUGAGGAUGAGAACUUCGGAUGUGACUGCGACAAAGGGCAACGAGUUUGAAGAUUACUGCCUCAAGAGGGAACUGCUUAUGGGCAUCUUUGAGAUGGGCUGGGAAAAGCCGUCUCCCAUUCAGGAGGAAAGCAUUCCCAUCGCGUUGUCAGGCAGGGAUAUCUUGGCCAGGGCCAAGAACGGCACAGGGAAGAGCGGAGCCUACCUCAUUCCCUUACUUGAACGCAUCGACCUGAAGAGGGACUACAUACAAGCGCUGGUGGUCGUGCCCACCAGAGAACUGGCUCUGCAAGUAAGCCAAAUAUGCAUCCAGGUCAGCAAACACAUGGGAGGAGUGAAGGUGAUGGCGACCACAGGUGGAACCAACCUACGCGAUGACAUCAUGAGACUGGAUGAAACUGUUCAUGUGGUCAUCGCAACCCCAGGGAGGAUUUUAGACCUCAUCAAGAAAGGAGUGGCCAAAGUCAGUCAAGUGCAGAUGAUUGUUCUCGAUGAGGCUGACAAACUCCUGUCUCAGGACUUUGUGGUCAUGAUGGAAGAGAUUCUGGGCUUCCUUUCCAAACAGAGACAGAUUUUGCUUUACUCUGCUACGUUCCCGCUCAGUGUGCAGAAGUUCAUGAACUCGUACCUGCAGAAGCCCUACGAGAUCAACCUCAUGGAGGAGCUCACGCUGAAGGGUGUGACUCAGUAUUAUGCUUACGUCACGGAAAGGCAGAAAGUGCAUUGCCUCAACACUUUGUUCUCCAGGCUCCAGAUCAACCAGUCUAUAAUCUUCUGCAACUCCUCUCAGAGAGUUGAGCUCCUUGCCAAGAAGAUCUCCCAGCUUGGUUAUUCGUGUUUCUACAUUCAUGCCAAGAUGAGACAGGAACAUCGCAAUCGCGUGUUCCACGACUUCCGGAACGGUCUGUGUCGAAAUCUCGUCUGCACCGACCUCUUCACAAGAGGAAUAGACAUUCAAGCUGUGAAUGUUGUGAUCAAUUUUGACUUCCCGAAGCUGGGAGAGACGUACCUCCAUCGCAUUGGCAGAUCUGGCCGCUUCGGACACUUGGGUCUGGCCAUCAACCUGAUCACGUACGACGAUCGCUUCAACCUGAAAGGCAUCGAAGAGCAGCUGGGAACGGAGAUCAAGCCCAUACCGGGGAUCAUUGACAAGAGCUUGUAUGUGGCCGAGUACCACAGCGAGAGCGGCGAAGAAGUGAAGCCAUGAGCCAAUGAGCCCAUCCUCCAUUCCCCUUUGGACCCCACCACCCCAGCCUGGAUUUUUUUUUCUUUCUUUUUUCUUUUUCUUAAAUCAUCAGGAAUGUGAAAGUUGCGUUUUGGAAGAACUCUUCCCCUUUUCACAGGGCUCAAUGCUGCACCGCCUGCACUGAAGACACCCCCACGGGACCGAAAACCUGGCGCGCAGAUCUAACGUGAAGCCAGCCCCUCGCAAUCCCCCUGCCCCUCCAAAAAAAGAAGCCCCACCUUCAUUUCUGUUCUUGUUUUGGACCCAUUUUGUAUGAAGUGCCUUAAGAAGCAGUCCAACUCGUUGUGAAGUAAUAACCCUCGUCGUCAUGGAGCAUAACCACUUUUUUCAUUUCUGUCAGGUCCUGCCGCGCUUUCAGUCUGGCUUCACAUUGCAGGACAAACAUGGAUCCACGCAGCCCCGCGCCCCCAGUGGACAAAUAUGCUGGAGUUUUUUUUUUUUUUGUAACUGAAGGAAAGCCAGACUAUCCAUGAUUUUUUUUUCCAGUUGCUUCAAGAAGAACCCGACACUUUCCUGUCUUCAGCAGCAGAGUAAAAUUCAAAUGAUGGUGCAGCCAAUCAACAGCUAGAGUCAUGAGGAUUCCUCAAAAAGUGGACAUAUAUAUUUUUUUUCUUCCCAGUUCCCCACCCUGCUCACCUUCCUAUGGAUGGCCGUACUUAACUCUGUGAGCCUGUGUAUAUACCUUAAUUUUAAGAUUGUUUUAAGGCAGUUGACAAGAAGUCUGGCUGCAACACAAUAUGCCAACCCUUGCCACACACACACGCAAACUUGUUGGCACUGGAGAGACUGUUUUACUGCCUAUUGGCCUGUGAGUUUAUUUAUAAUUUUAGAAAAAGCAGAAUGAUUGAGAAUCAAAACAAAACCCUAGUGCAUGAAGUGGCAUCAAGUGUCAUAAUUGAAAAUUGCACUUAAAUUGAAGUCGUGCCAGUUUCGACGCCACCAUCCGACCGCAUUGUCCGACGCGCUGCGGAUUUGCUUUGCCCAUUCUUUGCCCCCCCCCCCCCCUUCACCUGUUACAACGAAGACGACAGCGGCCAAUUUUGAUUUCAAGCAGAAUGUCGUGUGGAAAAGCAUCAGUGAUGGACACAUCCUACCUGGGAUGAAAUGUAGCAGGAAUUCACUCUCGCCACGACGACACGGAGGAGAAAAGAAAAGCAACGCAGGUUGGCACUUGACAACGCACAGAGUUGAGUUUAGGCAAUAACAUGGACGGCUUUUUGGAUCCGCCACGCCAACAUGAACAUGUUGCUCUUGAAGAUUCCUUAUAAUCCAAAAAAAAAAAAAAGACUAAGGGGAAUGGCUACGACGGAUGACGACAUGGCCUGGACUGCAAACUCGGACUGAGUUACUGGUUUAUAUUUCUGCCCUUUUUUUUUUUUUAUUUUAUUUUAUUUUGGUGUUACUUUCUAUGUGGGGAUUGGUUAUACUUAGUCACAAAAACCUGAUUUUGCAUAAAAGUUCCUCGGAGCCUUUUUGGAAAAAUCUGGUUCCCCCAAGUGGUGAGAUGCUCCUACAACUGUUUUGACCAAGAGCGACUGUUUCAAAAUGUUCCCUUCAAGUCCUCAUUGUUUCAGAACGGCGCUUUCCCCUGCCCGCUCGCAUCACGUCGGCCCCUGAAGAGUUCAGUCAUCCAAUUCGGCUAUUUGGUGGGGUGGGAGGGUAUUGUGUCCAAAGAAAAUAUUCAAGUUGAACAAAUUGCGAGCGAGCAGGGGUGGCAAAAUUUUUGCAGACACUCGGCAGCCGUCUGCGGCCUGGCGGCCAGUCGGCAGUACUCCAGCUUGGUUUGGUUUUCAGGACCGGUCCAACAGGACGAGCGGAUGUAACGGGAUGCUGCCUACUGCCGGCGGCCGCCAUGUUGAGAACCUUAGAGACUGAGACAAAAGCAUCUUGCCCAACUCUACAAUUGGAUUUGUUUCGUAACCCAAUUGUCUCAUUCUUUAAGGUCAUUUUAAAUUGGGGGGGGGGGGGUGAAUUGGCUCACUUGCUGCCCUGAUGCACACAAAUCCUCCUUGAUAGUGGUGACAAAUUUAAAGCAAACUACACACCUUUUGUGUCCAAUUGGGCUCGGUGUCACUUUCUGUCCAGGAGGAUGCUGCUGAUGCAUUAGUACACUUUGGGAGGGGGGGCUGUUUACAAAUUUAUGGAAAGGGUUAACAAAAAAAAGUUUCCCUUAUUUUGAAUUAUGUUCUGUUUUUGCCCAAAAAAAAAUGUUCAAGUGGAAAACUCAAGAGUUUUAAGUUCUCUUUGUUUUUAUUUUCAUAAAAAUUUGGUCCUAAUUCAAUUGGCAGAAUUUUCAGUGAUGCAAAUUUUACAAAGUUGAGUUAAGAAAAACACAAAAAAUGUCUAUUAGGCUUAAAGAUUGAAAGUUUGGUUCAAAAUAAAGCUCACUGAAUUUAA